Messenger RNA from Phascolarctos cinereus (koala), 3066 nucleotides. The record is from RefSeq and is a predicted model, not a curated record. NCBI's taxonomy places the organism in Eukaryota, Metazoa, Chordata, Mammalia, Diprotodontia, Phascolarctidae.
CUGCUUCUUCUCUCUCUUUUUUUCUCUCCUCCCUCUCUCCUCCCUCUCUUUACUUCAUUCUUUCAGACACAGCCAAACUUGGAAUGCUUCCUGGGGAGUGGCCCUGCUUGUCUUAUUCCCCAGCCAAAGGGGGGACUGACUGAAAAAGGGUGAAGACAUAUUCAACUACUGCUAAAGGAGACGGUAGGAAAAGACAGAUCACUGCAUCUAACAUGCUGCCUUUGGGACCCAAGCUUCUGCUGUGCCUCAUUGCACUCUUCAUCCCCUCUGAUUGGAUCCUACUAGGAGUUAAUGGUCAGCGAGGAGAUGAGACAACUCAAGAGACAUUUACAGAUGAUCCUGAUCUGGUGGUGAAUGAUGCUCCAACAGAUGACACAGUUCUUGUUGAUGUUGUGCCUUCCAUAGAUGAUCAGGCCAUCUCCAGUGAUAAAAACGCCAGUGCAGAAUGCCGGGAGGAGCAGUUUCCCUGUACUCGCCUGUACACAGUGCGUCGGCCAGUGAAACAGUGCAUCCAUCAACUAUGCAUCGUCAAUUUCCGCCGGACGUAUAUGAUCAAUAAGGAAAUCUGUUCCAGGCUCAUCUGUAAAGAACAUGAGGUUAUGAAAGAUGAACUUUGCCGUCAGAUCGCUGGUCUUCCUCCAAGACGUCUCCAACGUUCCAACUACUUCCGUCUCCCCGUUUGUGAAGAUGUGGAGGUGGAGAGGCCCAAUGGCCUGUGAUCAUUAAUGAAGAAGAAUGGAAAAGGGGGGCAAGAGGGAGGAAAAGGAGCCUUUUAUUUCCUAGGUCAGCUCACCUGUAGACAUCGUGAUGUUUUGAUCAGGUUCCUCUGCCCUCUCCCAUGACCUCUGAUCCAAACUGCCCUUGUUGGGCUCUUUCUUCAGCACUUCAAGUGGUGCUGCCAAUCUGUAAUGUCACUGUAUAAUAGGGAUACCUAAUGACUACAUAGCUGACCUGGAUUCCAGGAUGGUGGGAUGUCAAGUAGAUGACAUAUAGGGAGGGAGUCUAUUCUUGGCAAUCUAGAGAAUUUUGUAUACCAUAUUGCUUUCAAAGAACCCUGGAAACCUUGUUUCCCCUAGUAGCUCCCCUUUGUCUAUACAUCCGUCCUUACUCCUCUUUUGACUUGUCUAUAGUACUAGCUAAAGUUUUAGCAUUUGCCUAUUAAACCCUCUCUGGGGGGAAAAUGAUGGUGCUUUCCAACAUCUGGUGUUCUUCUCAGAGAGCUAUAGUUCCUUUGAGAAUAUUUAAACAAAACCUAAGAUUUUUGAAAAAUUUGGGUAUGAGUCUGAGGACCAAACCAAAUAAGGGCCUAGGACCUCUCUCCUAUGAUCAGAUCUGACAAUGUAGCUGGAAGUCAGGUAUCAUUUAGUGACUCAUUCAUUCAUACGUUAGUUCAUUCAUUCAGCCAAGCAUUUAAUGAUUAUUUUAUUGACUUUUCAUGCAACAGGGAAUCCCAUUAAUCCAAAGAGCUCUAACUGGAAUAGCUGAGUCAUUUCUAAUUACCAGGAAAUAAGCUCUGCCUUUGUUGACCCAUUUUCAUGACCUGUGCUAAGUCUGUGAGGAAGUAUAUAAAUAAUGUGGAUUUACAGCCCAUGGGGAAGAUUUGGGAUGUUUGACUUAUCAAAUAUUGUGAUUAGCUUAGAAAGCAAAACAUUAAUAUUGAAACAGAAAAGAGUAGAAGUGAGUAUAAUCCAGAAAAAUGGAACUGGAAUGAGAUUAUGAAGGAAUUCAUUCCAGUAAAGGAAAUAAAAAUUGAUGUGUCAUGGUGGAGAAAUAGUUUCCCAAAGAAAAUCUUGAAGAAAUGUUUUGGAGGCUUUAUAAAACCCACAGAGAAAAAGCUUACUGUUGAAGAAUCAUUGAUAAAUUCCACAGAGAAAAUAUCAGAUAGAUACCCUAGAGGAAUGAUUUUUUUUAUUAUGUUAAGAUAUUCCAAUAUAAAAAAGACUGGAAAGUAGGUCAUUGUAUUGGGUAAGUGGUAAGAUAUGGGCAAGAUGGCACAUCAUCCACAAGAGAAAUUCCUAAUACCAGGCCAAAGAUAUGAGUUUCUAUUAGUGCAGGCCAUGAUGCUUCUUCCCUCUUGCUCCAAUUCUCAAAAUACAUAAAAUAUGAACUAUUCCAUACACUAGCAUUUGUAUUUGGGCUUGGGAAAGGGGUAUCAGAACUGAAUCAUGCUGGGUAGAUAUUAGAUUUCUUGGAAUGAUGAAUGAAAAGACCUGAACUAAAAUUUCAGGAGACCUGGUUUAUAGUCUUGUCUCUCCAAGUAGUCAGCUGUGAUCAUAGACGAGUCAUCACUAACCCUCAUUUUUGUCCUUUGCAAAAUGAGGGAGUUGGAAUUCCUCCCAAUUCUAUGAUUCUAUGGAUUAAAAUUUCAGUAUUAAUCUCUCUUGGGGUCUAGAUACCAGAAACCUGUUCUGGCUCCAAAAACAUAGCUGUCUCCUAUUAUUUGGGAACUAAUUCACUCUAUAUUAGGACAAAUAGUCUACUAUGUAAAGGGCAGAUUCUUGCCCACAUAAGGGCCAAGUUUUUUUUCCGAAGGAUCUUUCUGGCUACAGGGAUGAGUUCAUUAAUUUCUAGGGAAUAGUGCUAUGGUCCAAUAAGUUGUUGGAGACUAUCAUUUAAAGACUGAGACACUUUGCUGUUGUGACAUAUGUCCAUUCUUCAGGGAUUACAUGCCUCAAUUCUGAGAAGUCUUAUUCAUUUAAAAAAGUAGCAGAAUGCAAAUUGGUAUGGUCAUCAAGGACAAUUUUAUGGGAUUUUAGCUAGAAAGAUGCCAGAAAAAACGUGAAGUUCUGUUCUUCCUUUGCUCUGUUCCAUGAGGUCUGUAGGGUUGAAUGUAGACAUACAUAGAGACAAACAUAUUAACUGUAUUCUUUAAACACUGCACAGGAACUUCAUGGGUACAAAGUUUCUGAGAGGCAUUUAAGAAUCCUUUCUAGUACUUGAACCUCUUGUUGUAUGCAGGACUAGAGGUAGUAUUCCCUUGGGAAAGUGCCUCAAUCCUGGUAAUAUGUAUAAUGGAUAACAAAAUGAUGAAAAGAAAACAUCAUUUCCCUUUGUACUGGAAAGUAA